GCAGUCGGCACUAAAAAAUUAGACGACAAGACUUGUGUAUGUGUUGACCCGCACCAGAGGCCCUCAAAAGUGCGCGCGCGUGCUUGCGUGCGUGCGUGUUUUCCUCAGUUUCCCGGCAUGCACCACUUUAUUUAGAGCUGUAUCUCCGGGAGAUGACAGACACAGCCCUGUUUCUCUGCUCCAGUGAGGAGACAAAACCCAGAAAAUCUCUCCUCUCGGCAUCCCGCAAGCAGCGGAACCAGCCCCAUCUCUACCCAUCAGACAUACACUAAUCUCAGCCCGUCUUUCCGGUCUCCUGGGCGUGAGUGAGUGAGUUUAUUUCUUCAUGUAAGUCUGUGACCGUGUAUCAUCAUCAACAUGGCCUCUAGUGUUACCUUGGAGAAUCAACUGCACAGUGCACAGAAGAACCUGCUGUUCCUGCAGCAAGACCAUGCCAACACACUGAAAGGCCUACAUGCUGAGAUCCGCCGCCUACAGCAGCACUGCACAGACCUGACAUAUGAGCUGACGAUGCGGAGCUCUGAUCCAGGCGAUGAUGGUGAGGCUCGCUGCAGAGAGCUGCAUCAGCGUUGUGAGGAGCUGGAGGCUCAGCUGAAGGCUAAAGAGCAGGAAAACACGGAGCUCCUGCGAGAUCUGGAGCAGAAGAACGCCAUGAUCUCUGUGUUGGAGAACACUAUCCGUGAGCGAGAGAAGAAGUACCUGGAUGAGCUGAAGUUGAAGAGCCAUAAGUUGGCUGUGCUGUCUGGAGAGCUGGAGCAGAGAGCCAGCACCAUUGCCUACCUCAACUCCCAGCUCCACGCUACCAAAAAACGCCUUCUCGCCGGGGGCACGGCGAGUAUAAGCCCCUCGGUCAGCCCCGUCGGCUCUCUCAAACCCACCCCUCCUCCCGUUCCUGCUGCGUCAGGAAACGACAAAGACGUCCGGCAACCCGAGACCCCUCGCAGGCGCAUGCGCAAAAGUCUUUCGCAGCCGCUGCACUCUGAAUACACGGAGCUGUACCGGUUGGGCGCCACAGACGGCCGCAGGGUGGUACUGAGGGAUUCAGUAGAUGCCAUGCCAGAUCCCACACCAUUCCUGCAAGCCAGAGAGCCUGCGGCCCCUGUAGAGUCUCAGCCGGUGCUGCGGGAACGCCCCUCUGUAAUCCCGCCCAUUGCUUCUUCAGCCACACCCCCUGCACAAUUAAGCCCCGCCCACAACCCAGUGCCCCCGAGUCCCAGGAAUAGUCCAGCGCGGGAGGGAGCCCAUGCCCGUGCUAAUGUGCAUAUAGGAGUGGCGCAUCGGAUCCACCGUUCACCCUCAGCAGGUGGAGGUGCAGCCCGGCAACAGGCGGAAGUGGAGACCCUCGCAGUGGACCAGGUCAAUGGGGAGCAGGUGGUGCGCAAACGCUCGGGUGCAGACAGAACUGUUUAAGACUGACGUAUGGCGCACAUUUACACAUCCUAAAACAGAUAGUAUAUAAAUAUAGACGUAUUAAGACCAAUGCAGUAUAUGCAGAGAUCUUUAUGACUGUGAAAACACAAACAAACAUUGACAAACAUUGAUACAGAUGCUCAAAUCAUCAACAUAUCACCAACAACCUUGUCAAUAAACAUGUAAGACACGAACACACACUACAGAUUUAAACAACUAACAAACACAAUAGCACGGCACAACCCUGGGAUAUGCUGAACGACACACACUGGCAAGUGAACAAGAUUUAGGCAAAGACUGGUUUUGUGAGUGGGAGAGAAUAUGUGUGUUUUAAAGGGAAAGAUGGAGAGACAACGGAUGGCAGCAAGAGCUUCUGUAUGUCCUGCUGCUUUUUAUGCAACACUGUAUAAACUCAAAUAAGAUGUAAAAGACUUUUGUUCAUGGUCAUUUGAAUGACUACUUUGCCUCACGUCGGUUGAGGAGGAGAACUGUGAGCAUGCCAAAUGUUUGUUUUUCUUUCCCAUUUGACUUUCAGCAACUUUCUGUUCUUCUCGUCAUUGACCGCCGGCUCCAAACACACACUCAUAUAUUGCCAAAUCUCAUCAUUGCCUGCUGAUUCAUUGUUCUAAUGCAUAUUCAUAUCUACCCAUAUUUAUACAUGAGCACUGCAGUAGUACUGGAAUCUCCACUCUUCUUCAACUCUCCUUCCCCUUUCAUUGACAUAUCUACAGGCUAAUGUGAACAAUCCUGCUUUUCCUUAUUAAAGACCUACAGAAAUCAGUGGUCUCAAAGAGGUCACCUCAGUUUAUAA
Carassius gibelio (silver crucian carp) is the source of this 2221-nucleotide messenger RNA. RefSeq names its product coiled-coil domain-containing protein 92-like. The record is from RefSeq and is a predicted model, not a curated record. NCBI's taxonomy places the organism in Eukaryota, Metazoa, Chordata, Actinopteri, Cypriniformes, Cyprinidae. The coding region runs from base 358 to 1410 and encodes 350 amino acids. The transcript has 4 exons.